UUCAACGAGGUUAGAAGUAACAUCACGAAAGAGCUGGGUGAUGUAGAAUAUUUGGCCCUGACAACGGACAUGUGGUCCAGCUGCAAUAUGAUGCCCUACAUGUCAGUGACAGUGCAUUAUGUAAAUAAAGAGUGGACACUGCAGUCCAAAUGCUUACAAACUUGUUUCAUGCCCGAAAGCCAUACAGCAGAUAAUUUGGAAGAUGCACUGCGCGAGGCAAUUAAUGACUGGAAACUACAGGAGAAACAAAUUGCCUGUAUAACUACCGACAAUGGGGCGAAUAUUGUUGCAGCCAUCCGGCAGUUGAAAUGGCCAUGGUUAAGUUGCUUUGGGCACAACUUGAACCUGGCCAUAAACAACUCGCUUGCACAACAGAGGGCCAGCACAGACCGAGCUUUCGGGGUUUGCCGGGCAGUCAACACUGCGUUUUCGCACAGCUGGCUAAGGCGACGUGAACUGCAGAAAGCACAAGUGGAAAUGAAACUCCCUGAGCACUCACUGAUCACGGACUGUGCAACACGAUGGGGCUCAAAACAGCAAAUGGUGGAGAGAAUGCUGGAGCAGGAGCAAGCCAUCAAACGUGUGUUUGCCCAAGACAAAAGCCGCCGCCCACUCCCCCAGCUGACAUGGCAAGACAUAAGUGUUCUGGAAUCUGUGAACAACGCGCUGAAGCCAGUAGCGGACUUCACAGACAUUCUCUCUGGAGAAAAUUACGUAACGGUGUCCUCACUGCUGCCCAUGUUGGCCCAUUUAGAAGGUGUCCUGGAGGAGUCAGGUGAUGAUUCUAAACUGACAGCCGACCUGAAGCGUGUCAUCCUGGAGCAGAUGGAAGGCAGAUAUGGUGAUGACACCAUCCAGAGGAUGAUGCGUAAAGCAACACUGCUUGACCCGAGGUACCGAGGGGACCAUAUGAAACCUCCCGAACUUCAUUCUACAAAAUCUGAAAUAGUGGAAGAGAUUGUGAAAGAGAUUGAUCUGUCGCUGCCAAGGCCAACACCAGGUCCAUCACAUGCUGGAAAAGAUGGAGAGGAACCAGAUGCCGGCGUCGCCACCGUGCCUAAGAAAAAAAAGUGGUCUUUAGGCAGCCUUCUUGCGAAGAGAGCAGUCACAGCAGCUGCAGCCACGCUCACUGAUGAGCAAAAGGUCGAGUCAGAAAUGACCAUUUACCUUCAGGAAAUGGCCAUCGAUGGGGAAGAGGACCCACUGACUUGGUGGAAAACGAACGAAAAAAGGUUUACGUUCAUGGCCAGAUUAGCACGGAAAUAUCUGUGCAUAUGUGCUACCAGUACUCCAUCAGAGCGGGUCUUCAGCACAGCGGGAAGUGUAGUUACUCCAAUUCGCAGCUUAUUAAAACCAGACAAAGUGAGCAUGUUGGUAUUUCUGGCCAGAAACAUCGAAAUUUAAUCAUGGUCUAUGUAUGUAAAUCCCGCGUUUCGGUCUGAGUGUUGUUCCCGUUUUCUUGUUCUUUGUUGUUCUUCUGUGUUUUAAUAAAUUUGUGUUAUCUGAA
Messenger RNA from Carassius carassius (crucian carp), 1507 nucleotides. Its product is annotated as E3 SUMO-protein ligase ZBED1-like. The transcript is spliced from 2 exons. The coding region runs from base 70 to 1404 and encodes 444 amino acids. Gene Ontology annotation, molecular function: protein dimerization activity. NCBI's taxonomy places the organism in Eukaryota, Metazoa, Chordata, Actinopteri, Cypriniformes, Cyprinidae. The record is from RefSeq and is a predicted model, not a curated record.